AUGCUUACGGAUGAUGCUGUGGUCGCUUACAAGAAGAACCUCCUCUCAGAGACCCAUGGCAAGUCUGUGGAGGAGCUUGAGCGUUUGCUGCAGGACUGGGGUGGUUGCCUUUUCGACUCAUGUCAAAAACACACAGUUGGACAUUUUGAGGACACUGAUGCGGCAAUUGCUGAGCAUCCUGGUGCCCAUGAGCUGGAUUCCUUCGCUAUGAACAUGCUCACUGGUGUGGCCUCGCCUCAACAUGCUCCAAUGCCAUCGCUUGCUGCUUUGGAGAUUGCCCAAGCCAAUGCAGCCCAGGCCAAAGAGGCUGCUUUGCUGGCGCAAAAGGCGGCGCAGGAAGCGGCUGCUGAGCUCCAGACCUUGGACGCCGAAGAUGUGUUCUACUCCCAAAUGCCCACCAUGAACUACGGUGACAGUCUGACACAAACCCUUCAAGAAGAGGUUGCAGAGGAGCUGGACCAGCAAGUGCAAGAGGCAAGGGCUGAGGCAGCAACCAGGUUUGCUGCCGAGGCCUUGAAAGCAAAGAGCGAAGAGGAGGCAAGGCUUGCCGCUGUGGAGAAGGCAAAACAAGAAGAAGUGGCAAGGCUUGCGGCUGAAGCUGCCAAAGCU
Molecule: messenger RNA, 609 nt
Organism: Durusdinium trenchii
Lineage: Eukaryota; Dinophyceae; Suessiales; Symbiodiniaceae
Source: the annotation of a GenBank genome assembly